Messenger RNA from Cavia porcellus (domestic guinea pig), 15888 nucleotides. RefSeq names its product neurobeachin like 1 (gene Nbeal1). The coding region runs from base 409 to 8568 and encodes 2719 amino acids. Gene Ontology annotation, molecular function: protein kinase binding. The record is from RefSeq and is a predicted model, not a curated record. Lineage: Eukaryota; Metazoa; Chordata; Mammalia; Rodentia; Caviidae. Gene Ontology annotation, cellular component: membrane; cytosol. The transcript has 56 exons. Gene Ontology annotation, biological process: intracellular protein localization.
CCACUAUGGCCGUGCGGACGCCUGGGGGCGGGGUAAUACCUGAGCGGCUGUAAUGAUUGGCCGAGGUGGCGCCCGUUCCCCCCAACCCCGCGCCUCCCACCCGCGGGUGUGACCCGGGAUGAAGCUGGGGUAGGGACUAGGGCGCAAGUACUACGGCGGCCUGUGAACUGAGCUAGCGAUUUAAUUAAUUGCCUAGCUAUCAGUGAUGAAGAUGUGAUGUGUUGGAAUAACUGCUGAAACUGCCUUUUAUUGACUAAAGACCGUCCGUUUGUUGCAUUUAUUUUUGCUUUCCCUACCACUUUGAGCUUUACUGUAACGGCUGACAAAUCUGGAAAAUAAAAUGAACAUACUGUGGUCUUGAAUAUAAUUUUUUGAGAAAAAUAUUAAAGUGCCAGAGUGAAAACCAGAAUGGCAUCCAGAGAGAGGCUCUUUGAACUUUGGAUGCUUUAUUGUACAAAGAAAGAUCCAGAUUACCUGAAGCUGUGGUUGGACAAUUUUGUUUCUAGCUACGAACAAUUUUUAGAUGUUGAUUUUGAAAAACUGCCUACCAGGGUAGAUGAUGUGCCUCCAGGAAUAUCUCUACUUCCUGAUAAUAUUCUGCAAGUUCUGAGGAUUCAGCUACUACAGUGUGUUCAGAAAGUGGCUGAUGGGUUGGAGGAACAACAACAAGCCUUGUCAAUUUUGCUUGUGAAGUUCUUUAUUAUUCUUUGCAGAAAUCUAUCAAAUGUGGAAGAAAUUGGAACAUGCUCAUAUAUUAAUCAUGUCAUCACCAUGACAACACUCUAUAUUCAGCAAUUAAAAAGCAAGAAAAAAGAGAAGGAAAUGGCAGAUGAGACAGCUGUUGAAGAAUUUGUGAUCCAUGCAUUAGCAUUUUGUGAAAGUUUAUAUGAUCCAUAUAGGAAUUGGAGACACAGAAUUUCAGGACGAACCCUUAGUUCUGUGGAAAAGAGCAGACAGAAACAUAAACCAGCUUCUCUCACUGUGGAAUUUGUUCCUUUUUUUUACCAAUGUUUUCAGGAAAGUGAACAUCUCAAGGAAAGCCUUAAGUGUUGUUUAUUGCACCUCUUCGGAGCCAUUGUAGCUGGUGGGCAGAGGAACGCUUUGCAAGCAAUUUCUCCAGCCACCAUGGAAGUUCUUAUGCGAGUUUUGGCAGAUUGUGAUUCCUGGGAGGAUGGAGAUCUUGAAGAAGUGGUUAGGAAGGUAGAACUCACCCUGCAGUGCCUUACAGAAGUGGUGCAUGUACUUCUUACUAGCAGUUCUGAUCAGCGACAAGUGGAAACCAGUACUAUUCUGGAGAACUAUUUCAAAUUGCUCAAUUCAGAUCAUUCAGCUCUACCUAAUCAAAGGAGGUCCAGACAGUGGGAAAGCCGAUUCAUAGCUCUACAGAUCAAAAUGCUAAAUACCAUCACAGCUAUGCUAGACUGCACAGAUAGACCUGUUCUGCAGGCCAUUUUUCUUAACAGUAAUUGCUUCGAACAUCUCAUAAGACUGCUACAGAACUGCAAGCUAUUUUUAAAUGCUAACAAUAAGGUGACAGACAAGAGCGAGAAAGACCUUGCCAACAAAUUACUGACAGAAAUGAAUGAGGACCAGGCAUUUCAGGAACAGUUGGAUUGUUUGGCUGUAUCAACCAUUAAGGCUUUGACUGCAGUGAUGAACAAAUCUCCAGCUGCCAAGGAAGUAUUUAAAGAAAGAAUUGGUUACACACACAUGUUUGAAGUAUUAAAGUCUCUGGGUCAGCCUCCCUUGGAACUACUUAAAGAACUCAUGAAUAUGGCUGUAGAGGGUGAUCACACUUCAGUUGGGAUUUUGGGCAUUAGUAAUGUCCAGCCUCUCUUGCUUCUUAUCCAGUGGCUUCCAGAGCUAGAAUCUCAUGACCUGCAAAUCUUCAUCUCUGAUUGGCUAAAAAGAAUUUGUUGUAUUAAUAGGCAGAGUCGAAUUACUUGUGUCAAUGCAAACAUGGGAAUUAAAAUCAUUGAAACCCUUGAUUCACAUUCUUCACUCCAUCGAACUUGUGCUGAGAAUUUGAUUGCAAUUCAUGGUUCCUUAGGGAGUCAGUCAGUGAGCUUCGAAGAAGUCCGUCGACUGCUAAGGUUGCUAAGAGUAGAUGAAUAUAAGGUUAUUCAUCCUUAUACCCCUCCUGUGACUCGAGCAAUCCUAAUGAUGGCCCGAAAACUGAGUCUUGAAAGUGCGUUGCAGUAUUUUAAUUUAUCACAUAGUAUGGCAGGAAUUUCUGUGCCUUCUAUACAGAAAUGGCCAGGGUCUGCCUUUUCUUUCAGUGCUUGGUUUUGCUUAGAUCAGGAUCAGUUGACUGUCGGCAUUGCUAACAAAGGAGGAAAAAGAAAACAGUUGUACAGCUUUUUUACAGGAAGUGGCAUAGGUUUUGAAGCUUUUAUUACCCAUUCAGGUAUGUUGGUUGUGGCAGUAUGCACAAAAAGAGAAUAUGCAACGGUUAUGCUUCCUGAUCACUGUUUUUGUGAUUCCCUCUGGCACAACAUAACUAUUGUUCACAUCCCUGGAAAAAGGCCUUUUGGUCAGAGUUUUGUGUCUAUCUAUGACAAUGGACAGCCAAAGGUCUCUGCCCCGCUCCGAUUUCCUGCCAUGAAUGAACCUUUCACUUCCUGUUGCAUUGGUUCUGCUGGGCAGAGAACCACCACUCCCCCACCAUCCCAGAUCCCAGAUCCACCUUUCUCUUCUCCCAUUACCCCUCAUCGGACAUCAUUCGGUGGGAUUCUGUCAUCAGCCUCCUGGGGAGGACCAGUUGAGAAAUCAAAAUCAGUUACUAAAUUGAUAUCAGCUGGCACCCAAGACAGUGAGUGGGGGUGCCCCACAUCCCUGGAGGGUCAGCUGGGGUCUGUUAUUAUCUUCUGUGAAGCACUGCAGCCUUCUCAGGUGAAGGUAUUGUACUUAGCAGGUCCCAAUUGUUUAAGCCCUUGGAAAUGUCAAGAGUCAGACAUGGCUGACCUGCCUGGUAACAUCCUCCUUCACUACACAGCAAAGGCCUGCAAAAAUUCAAUCUGCCUUGAUUUAUCUACUAAUUGUUUGCAUGGAAGAUUAACAGGAAACAAAGUGGUAAACUGGGACAUUAAGGACAUCAUCAACUGCAUAGGUGGAUUGAAUGUACUCUUUCCUUUAUUGGAGCAAAUCAGCCACUUGAGUGAAGAGCAGAUUGCUGAAGGCAGGAGUGAAGGCACAGUUCCUGAAUCUGUUGGACCUGUGGAAGGAGACAGCAUGGCGCCAGCCUCCACAAAGGCAUCAGAAUCAAGACUGGAGAAAAAUCUAGUGGCUACAUUUAUCUUGAUUGUGAAACAUCUUAUUCAGAGGCACUCUAUCAACCAGGACAACCUCAUUCACUCCAAUGGAGUUGCAACUCUUGGCGUCUUGCUUCAGAAGGUACCAGGCUCCUUAAUGGAUGUGAAUGUAUUGGUGGCAGUUCAACUACUAAUUGAGCAGGUAUCCUUGGAGAAGAAUAUGCUGCUCCUGCAACAAAUGUACCAGUAUUUACUCUUUGACUUCCGUGUUUGGAAUCGUGGAGAUUUUCCUUUCCGAAUUGGUCAUAUACAGUAUCUUUCAACAAUCAUUAAAGAUAGUAGGAGAGUUUUCCGAAAGAAAUACGGCGUGCAGUUUCUCCUAGAUACGCUUAGGAUUUAUUAUGGGAGUGGAUGUAAAUAUAAUGAGUUAUCUCUAGAUGAUAUUCGAACAAUAAGAAAUUCUUUGUAUGGAUUAAUUAAGUAUUUUCUGUGUAAAGGGGGAACUCAUGAAGAGAUACAAAGUAUUAUGGGUUACAUAGCUGCUACAAAUGAAGAAGAACAGCUUUUUGGAAUUUUGGAUGUACUCUGUGUUCUCCUACGUACCAGCCCAACAAGAGGGCAACUUUUCUUACUGCUGUUUGAACCAGGAAAUGCUGACAUCCUUUAUGCCUUACUCUUAAAUCAGAAGUACUCUGAUAAACUACGGGAAAUUGUUUUUAAGGUUAUGGAACAGAUGUUGAAAUGCACAAAUGUUUAUGAACGUAGUAAACAGCGAAUUCGACUCAGAGAAGUUGGCUACUCAGGAUUGGGACUCCUCCUUAAUGAAGCAUCCAUUAACACUUCUCUCAUUAAAAACCUUACCAAUCAGAUCAUAAAUACAGACCCUGUUAUUAGUUUCAAAGAUCUGUUAUCUGUGAUAUAUAUAUCUUACAGAACACACAUAAAUGUCAAAGUGGCCCUCUGCAGAAAGAUUUUACACAUUGUACAGUCCCAACCAGAUGCAGCAUAUCAGAUAUCACAACAAGUGGGUUGGCAAGACACAUUGGUUAGACUUUUUUUAAAAGCAGGUUUUGAAAAUGGAAAUUCUCUUCAUAAGCAUAGUAGAGCUGCUUUAAUGAAAGAAAUCAAUAAGAAUACAUCAAUUGAAGAUACUAAGAGGAACUUCGAUGAAAAGACAGAAGAGGGAAAAAAUGACUUGUUCUUAUCAACUAAUGUCUCUUCCGAUCAGUGGAGUUGGGAAGAUAGACAAUCUCUGGACUCAAACAUGAUCUUAAUUCAAGAAGAUAGCUCUGUGGGAGAGUUGACUUUCCACUCUGAGAAUCAAGAACUCUUGGAGAGUAACCUGUCACGUUUGACUUUGGAUCUCAGUGGAGUGGACACUUGUGAACUGAGUGACAGUGGCAGCCACAUGCCAGACAGCCUACCUAGCACACCGUCCCCAGUGGAGACCAAGUCUUUUUCUGCUCCAUCUGACAAAGAAGGCAGCAUCAGUGAUAUGGGCUUUAGUGAUGACUUCUCUUUGCUUGAAAGCCAAGAGAGAUCUGAGGAGGAGCUUCUUCAGUUGCUGACAGAUAUUUUGAAUUAUGUAAUGUACAAGGGACUAGAAAAGUCUGAUGAUGAGUCUUGGAUUGAACGGGGACAAGUGUUUUCAGCACUAACGAAACCAGGAAUAUCCAGUGAGCUACUUAGACCAUCAGAUGAAAUAAAACUAACUUUGCUACAGAAGAUGUUAGAAUGGGCACUCACAGAAAACAGAGAGGCAAAACCGAAUCCCGUUUCUGCUGAAAAUGCCUUCCGACUCAUACUCAUCAUACAGGACUUCCUGCACUCAGAGGGAUUAGUUAAUUCAAACAUGUGGACUGAGAAGCUUUUAGAGGAUAUCAUGCUACUCUUCGAAUGUCUAUCAGUCUGCUAUUGUGAAAGUUCAGUGUGGGUAAAACUUUCUCAAAUUCAGAUCCAGUUGCUCCUAGGAUUCAUUGAAAGCGGCAAUUUGCAGGUUUGUGCAGUGGCAUCAGCCAGGCUGAAUACCCUUCUUCAGACCAAAGUGAUUGAAAGCCAGGAGGAAGCCUGCUACAUUUUAGGGAAACUGGAACAUGUUCUCAGUCAGUCAAUCAAAGAGCAGACUGAAACUUACUCAUUUCUGAUUCCCCUUGUCCGUACUCUGGUGUCCAAAAUUUAUGAACUUCUCUUCAUGAACUUGCACCUGCCUUCUUUACCUUUUUCCAAUGGUAGCUCCUCAUUUUUUGAAGAUUUUCAGGAAUAUUGCAGGUCACAUGAAUGGCAAGUUUACAUUGAAAAAUACAUUGUUCCUUAUAUGAAGCAAUAUGAAACUCAUACAUUUUAUGAUGGGCAUGAGAAUAUGGCCCUGUAUUGGAAGAAUUGUUAUGAAUCCUUAAUGGUGAACAUGCAUAAGCGAGACCGGGAAGGAGGGGAAAGCAAGCUCAAAUUUCAGGAGUUUUUUGUGGAACCGUUUAAUCGAAAAGCACGCCAAGAAAACUUGAGGUAUAAUAAUAUGUUGAAGCAGCUGAGCACUCAGCGACUAGCUGCUCUGAGACUCUGGAAGGCAGGACGGCUCUAUCUCACAAGUGAAAGGGGACCUUGGGCCAAGAGGAAACAAAAUCCAAUUCACUGGAAACUAGCUAAUGUAGAAAAUUAUUCCCGUAUGAGACUUAAACUGGUACAGAACUAUCAUUUCAAAACUCAUGAAGAAGCUAGUGCCUUGAGAGAUAAUCUGGGUCUCCAGCACUCACAGCCUUCCAGUGAUUCAUUGCUUUUAGAAGUAGCAAAACAAGUGAAGGUUAGUGACAUGGAGGAAGAUAAAUUAGAACUUUUUGAAGAGGACAUAACAGCCAGAGUAAAUACUAAUGAGAAAGAAGAACAGGAUCAAAAAGAAAAAUUGGUGUUGACAGAAGAUUGUGAACUUAUUACAAUAAUUGAUGUAAUUCCUGGCAAAUUAGAAAUCACUACUCAACACAUAUACUUCUAUGAUGGCAGCAUUGAAAAAGAAGAUGGAGUGGGCUUUGAUUUCAAGUGGCCACAUUCCCAAAUUCGAGAGAUUCACUUACGGCGUUACAACUUAAGGAGAUCAGCCCUUGAGAUUUUUCAUGUUGACCAGUCCAGCUACUUUCUCAAUUUCAAAAAAGAGGUUAGAAACAAAGUAUAUAGCCGACUAUCAUCACUUAAUUCUCCAAAUAGUUACGGGACAAGAUCACCACAGGAGUUAUUUAAGGCAUCAGGAUUGACACAGAAAUGGGUGAACAGAGAGAUAUCAAAUUUUGACUACCUCAUUCAACUGAAUACAAUGGCAGGACGAACCUAUAAUGACCUUGCACAAUAUCCUGUGUUUCCCUGGAUUUUACAAGAUUAUACCUCAGGAGAAUUGGACCUUAAUAACCCCACUGUAUUUCGAGAUCUCUCCAAACCAAUUGGGGUAGUUAAUGAUAAAAAUGCCAAAAUCAUGCGAGAAAAAUAUGAAAAUUUUGAGGAUCCAAUGGGAACAAUUGAUAAAUUCCAUUACGGUACUCACUAUUCAAAUUCUGCGGGUGUCAUGCACUAUCUUAUCCGUGUGGAGCCAUUCACCACCCUUCACAUCCAGCUGCAGAGUGGAAGAUUCGACUGUGCAGAUCGACAGUUCCAUUCCAUCCCCGCUACCUGGCAAGCUCUCAUGGAUAAUCCGUAUGAUGUGAAAGAACUUAUUCCUGAAUUCUUCUACUUCCCAGAGUUUUUGGAAAAUCAAAAUCAAUUUAACUUGGGUCGUCUGCAAGUUUCCAAAGAACUAGUAAAUGAUGUCGUUCUUCCUAAAUGGGCCAAAUCAGCUGAAGAUUUCAUCUACAAACAUAGGAAAGCUCUGGAGUCUGAAUAUGUUUCUGCUCACCUUCAUGAAUGGAUCGAUUUGAUUUUUGGCUAUAAACAGAGGGGACCGGCUGCAGUGGAGGCACUCAAUGUUUUCUAUUACUGUAGUUAUGAAGGAGCUGUAGAUCUGGAUGCUUUAACAGAUGAAAAGGAACGAAAAGCCUUAGAAGGGAUGAUUAAUAAUUUUGGGCAAACACCAUGUCAACUAUUAAAGGAGCCACACCCUCCCAGAUUAACAGCAGAGGAAGCGGUGCAGAAGCAGACCAAAGCGGACAGUUCAGCCCUAAACCUGUUUCAACACCUUCCUGAACUGAAGUCAUUUUUUAUAGAGGGAAUUAGUGAUGGUAUUCCACUGUUAAAGGUCAUUGUCCCCAAAAACCAGUCUCGUUCUUUUAUGUCGCAAGGCAGCCCUGAGUUACUGGUAACAAUAAGCAUGAACUAUGUUAUUGGAACCCAUGGAUGGCUGCCUUAUGACAGAAAUAUUUCUAAUUACUUUACAUUCAUCAAGGAUCAAAGUGUGACAAAUCCAAAAACUCAGCGUAGUAUGAAUGGUCCUUUUGCUCCAGGGCUGGAACUCACUUCUAAGCUGUUUGUGGUAUCGCAUGAUGCCAAGUUGCUCUUCAGUGCUGGACACUGGGAUAAUAGCAUUCAAGUGAUGUCACUCACAAAAGGAAAAGUUAUCUCAUACAACAUCAGACAUAUGGAUAUUGUGACUUGCUUAGCUACAGAUUACUGUGGGAUACAUUUGAUUUCUGGUUCCAGAGAUACUACGUGUAUGAUAUGGCAAAUAAUGCAACAGGGAGGCGUUCCUGUGGGCUUAGCAUCUAAACCUUUUCAGAUUCUUUAUGGCCACACUGAUGAGGUACUGAGUGUUGCCAUCAGCACUGAGCUCGACAUGGCAGCAUCAGGAUCAAGGGAUGGCACCGUGAUUAUACAUACCAUUAAGAAAGGUCAGUACAUGAGGACUUUACGACCACGUUGUGAGAGUUCUUUGCUCCUGACUAUUCCCAAUUUGGCCAUAUCUUGGGAAGGACACAUUGUCAUCUACUCGAGCACUGAAGAAAAGACCUCCCUCAAGGAUAAGAAUGCAUUACAUCUAUUUUCAAUAAAUGGCAAGUAUCUGGAGUCUCAAGUUCUGAAGGAACAAAUAUCAGAUAUGUGUGUAAUUGGAGAACACAUCGUCACAGGCAGUUUACAAGGGUUGCUAUGUAUAAGAGAUCUCCAUAGUUUGAAUGUCAGCAUUACAGCAUUAGACAUGCGAUUGCCAAUCCACUGCAUUUGUGUGACUAAGGAAUGCAGCCACAUUCUAGUAGGGUUAGAAGACGGCAAGUUGAUAGUAGUGGGUGUCGGCAAGCCAGCCGAGAUGCGUUCAGGUCAGCUUUCUCGAAAAUUGUGGGGCUCUAGCAAGCGACUCAGCCAGAUUUCAGCUGGAGAAACCGAAUAUAAUACUCAAGAUUCCAAGUGAUUAUUUCCAUCUGCUGUUGUGGAUAACUGAAACUUGAUUUAUUGCUUUGUCACUUUGACCACAUCUCUCAACUCUUCAAAACACUUUGAAGUUUUUUAUCUAUGAAAAACUCUUAGAGUUUGCCACAAUUUGGUAUAGUGUGUGUAAUUACGUAGGGUACAUAAUCUACCUUCAGCAAUUCUGGUAGUGUUAAUGAAUCCUUUCGUAUUAAACAAUUGUUGGUCUGUACUAAGAUGGAUUUCAUAAACUACAUUUGAUUUAAUUUGAUGGCCCAUACCUAAAAACCGUUAGACCCAUUCUUAAAAAUACUGUUCAAAAUGAAACUAGAUUCAAUUCACUUACUAUCCAAAGUAGCAAAAUUUAAGGUAUUUCUAGUAAAAGAGGCCAGGAAUAUAGCUCAGUGGCACAGUGCCUGCCUGGCAAGCACGAGGUCCUGAGUUUGAUUUGCAGGACCAAAAAAAGUGUACAGACAAUGGGCUGAGAAAUGUGGCUUUCUAAAUGUGCUUUAGAUAAUCAUUUUCCUUUUUCCUAACUACCACAUUAAAAAAUUAUUAAUCUCUUCAUUGGCGGUAAUAAUUUUUAAUGCAUCUGUUGCACAUUUCAAUUUUCAGUACUCAUGAAAAUAAUUCCAGGAGACAUGGUAAGAUUAAAAUAAAAAUAUUUAAACUGGUACAGUGAUUCAUUCCCCUACUGCUUAACAUGUUGUUGAUGAAAGUCUGAGUUGUAUUAUCUUAAAUAAUACAAGUUGAGUAGGAAAAAGAGAAGCUAAUGAUUCAUUUUAUGGAUAGUUAUCAUGAUAGUAUAUUUAAGCAAAAAUGCUAGUUAUUUUAACAGUGGUUAUUUUAAGUAUCACUUGUAGCAUAGUUUACAACUGCAACAUUCAAAAUUUCUUGGCUUUUUUCUUUGCUAAGCAAAUACUGUAUUUACUCUGAAAAUUUGAAAAAUUAACUUUACCCAAAUGUAUUGCUUUCUUACCUAGGAUAUCUGUGUGAUUGAUGGAUGAACUGAAAAGAUAUACCUAACUUAAAGUAAUCGUUUAGAUAAUUUAAUUUCUGGGGUUUUUUGUUUGGUUGAUUGGUUGGUCAGUUGGUUAUUUUGAGACAGGGUCUUACUUUGUACUCCAGGCUGGCCUUGAAGUCCUAACAGUCCUCCUGCCUCAGCCUCCUAAAUGCUCGGAUUAUAGAUGUGUACCAGUGCACCUGGCUGUAAAAGUAUUUUUUUUAAAAAAAAAACACUUCUAUUUCAUGUUAUGUACAACUUUUAGGAUUACAGUUAGUCUUAUAGGUAGCUAAGUAUUGUGUUAUGCUUCUUUAUUCAAGAUCUUAUAGUAAAAGACUGAAUUAUUUAUUUGGAGUUCAAAGAGAUUAUUAAGUCUAGGUUUUUAAAAUUUUUAUUAUAUUUUUUGGGGCUGGGGAUUUAGCUCAGCGGCAUAAGCACCUGCCUUGCAAGCAGGCGGUCGUGAGUUCAAUCCCUGAUACUGAUAAAAAUGAAAAAGACAAAAAAAAAAUUUAUUUUAUUUUUUAGUACCAGGGGUUGAACUUGACCUUGCGCUUGCCAGGCAGGUGCUGUGCUGCUGAGCUAUAUCCCCGGUGCAAGCCUAGUUGUUUUAUAAAAUCAUCUUUUGAAGUGAGAGCUUUUACAAGUACCAGGGUUAUUCCUUUGCAAUUCCAUGGGCUUGGGGUUUGUGAACUCCUGCAGUUACUUUUUAUGUAGAAUACUUUGUCAGGAAAAAAUUGAUUAAAUUUCUUAAAGGUUCUACGAACAAACAAAAAAUACUUUUUGUAUGAUAGUAGUGUCUUAAUAGGAAUAAUGUAUUUUACAUAUCAUAGAUUUCCUUAUAUUCAGUUUUUUUCUUAAAUGAAUCUUGGAGAGAGUUUUCCUUUUGCAUUUUCUCUUUCCUGUUGAGCGUAAUUUCCAGUACCCUUUUCUUUAUAAUCCUAUGAAUGAAUAAAAAAUUUUAGGAAAUAAAGGAAAUAAAAUUCUUUUUAGGGUACCUUUAGAAUAGUUUGAUUUGUUAUGACUCAAGACUAAUAAAAAGUUUAGUUUUCUAAUAAAUUAAAUCCUCUCUUAUUCAGAAAAAGAUUUGUUUUAGGUAAAUAACACUAAAAUCAAUUGGUGUAUGGCUGGGGCUUUAGCUCAGUGGCCUAAGUGCCUGCCUGGCAAGCAUCUGCCUGGCAAGCGUGAGGUCAUGAGUUUGAUCCCUGGCACCAAAACCUGCUUGCAAGGCAGGCACUUAUGCCACUGAGCUAAAUCCCCAGCCCCCGAAAUUUCCUUUGCUGAGUUCAGGAAUUUAUGUUAGAAAAAUUAUCUCGUAGGCCAAUGUAGUGGCCCAUAUCUGUAAUUCCAGUAUCCUGGGAGGAUCCUCCCAGGAUCUGUAAUCCUCCCAGGAUACUGGAAGACAGGAGGAUUACAAGUCCAAGCCCUGCCUGGGCAAUUUGAUGAUUUAACAAAAUCUUUACAAAGUAAAGAAAAGGCUUGAGAUGUAGCUCAUUGAGAGCCUUGGGUUCAAGCCCCACUACCACCAUGAAAAACAAAGUCAGCAAGUCAGUAGAGACACUACACUUCAUGAGAGGGAGGUGUUGCCCGUGGCAGGUUUGCUGCUGCCAUUUUUCUCACUUGCAGUGUUGGGCUGUACCGUGAUGCCAGAGCCAUCUCCUGUGGUCUGUGUUUACAGCAGAGCCUGCAUGACUGGGUUCGUGGCCUGCUUGUAUUUAACAUACUGAUUUUGAAAGGCAACUAUUUAACAUACUGAUUUUGAAAGGCAACUUUUCUUUUUUUUUUUUCAUUACUGAGAAUUGACUUCAGGACCUAAUGCUUUCUGGGCAGGCACUUAUGCCUCUGAACUGUAUCCUCGGCACUGAGGCAACUCUUUAUGAAUCAAAACUUUGUAAGGGAUUUAGGGAUUUAGCUUGGAUACUUGGGCAGGAGGUUCAUACACUCAAGGCCAGCCUGGGAUCGCACAGCAAGUUCAAGGCAAUAUAGACCAGUGAGACACAGACUCAGAAUACAGAACACAAAACAAAAAGAAUGUAUUUUAAUCGAGGUAAUUAGCUCCUUUCAUAUCUUUAUAAAAUGUGUUGCCUUUAUCGCCUUUCCUUUGUAAAGAUAAAAGCAAACUAUAUGAAAUGUAAAUGUAAUAUAUAUAACACAGUGGUGUGUGUGUGUGUGUGUGUGUGUGUGUGUGUGUGUGUAUCUAAAGAUGUUAGCUGUCUACAAUACAUGGAUCUAUUUUGUUUUAUUUUGUUUUGUUUUUGUACCAGGGAUCGAACUCAUACUUGCAAAGCAGGUGCUUAUGCCGCUGAGCUAAAUCCCCUGCUAAUAAUUCUUAAAUAAAUUCUUUCAGGGCUGUUUUGUUUUGUUUUUGUCUUUUUUGAGACAGAGUCUCUAUGCAGUCUCUAGGCUAGCCUUGAGCUCACUUUGUAGCCCAGGUUGGUCUCAAACUCACAACUAUCCUCCUGCCUCAGCCUUCUGAGUGCUGGGAUUCCAGGCAUGAGCCACCACGCCUAGCUCAUAGGUUCUUAAAUAUGUCUUUAGGAUAGUUUUUGAGUGGGAUAUAAGAAAUGCACUAUGUUUUUGCUUUCAAAUCUAAUCUGUCUUCAUUUUCAAGCUAGACUCAUAGUUUGCCCUAAAAUAUUCUCAUCAACAAUUGUUCUUUCCCAAUAACUGAGCACUCUUUAUUUUUAACACAAAUAUCCAUCCUCAAUAUUCUUUUUUCCUAAUUCAUAUAUGCAUCAUAUAUACUGAGUAGUCUGUUUCAAACUUGAUCUUACCUGUAACAUUGUUCUCUGGAGUUUUCCUGGAUUAGUCAGAAUUGUAAUAGUGUUUUUCCUGAUGCCAUUAGACAACAGUGUAGGGUUACCAGUGGGUUUUUAUGUGUGUGUGGUUUCUGUUAUGUUUUGCUGUUUUUUGUUUUGAGACAGGCUCUCACUAUGUAAUUAAAGCUGGCCUCAAACUUGCAGCCACCCUCAUGCCUCAGCCCAAAUGCUAUUAUAGGCAGCACCAUUAUAUCUCGUUUGUUUUGUUUUAUUGUAUUUUUUGAGACAGGUUAUCUCUAUAUAGUCCAUGCUGGCCUUGAACUCAUUGGGUAGCCUACGCUGCCUUGGAACUCCUGGUGGUUGUCCUGCCUCAGCCUUCGCAUAGGCCAGUGGUUCCUAAUUAGAUUGCAGAUCAGUCUUGUCCAUGGAGUUUGGUGAAUAUCCAUUGUCAGGUGUAAUAAUGCAUCCCUGCAAUCCCAGCUAUUUGGGAAGCUGAGGCAGGAGGAUCUAAAGUUGAAGGACAGCCUGGGCAGCUGAACAAGGUUCUAUUUCUAAAGGACUAGCAAUAGAACUCACUGAUUCAGUGCUUGCCAAGCAUACUCAAAGUCCCAGAUUCAGUCCCCAGUACUGAGAAUAAUGUGAGCAUAUGUGUGUGUGUGUGUGUGUGUGUGUGUGUGCACACAUGCACACAUGAACUACCUACACAUAAUUUCUAAGCAGUACUUCGUGUUUUAGGAGAAAAAAAUCUCUACUUGAUAUUCUUGGUAUAAAAAGUAUCUCAGGCUAGGGAUUUAGCUUUGUGGCAUAAGCGCCUGCCUGGCAAGCGUGAGGUGGUAAGUUCCAUCCCUGGUACCAAAAAAAAAAAAAAAAAGUAUCUCAGGAUUAUACAUCUUAAAAUAUUUUCCACCAUAAGAAUUAAGUCCAUGGUUUUGUGUCUGUGUAGAAUCCAGGUCUAAUAUUAGACUUAUUUGACAAUAGUGUUAUUAUCCUGAGAAACAUUUUGGGCUUCGCUUAGAAUUGCCUUAUUUUUGUUGCCAUGUACAGGAACAACCAAAUCUUCUUUACAACUGCAUUAUUCUUAUGAACUCCUUAGAACCUUUCUUAGGUAGAAAUAGCAAUUUGUCUCCAAAAAAGCAUCUGUUUGGUAACAUUAGUUCCUAAUAACUAUCAAUGAAUAUUUUAUAUACCUCAAUUAGGUAACAUAAGAACCUUGUAAAUCCAAGUAUGGUGGUGCAUGCCUGUCCCACCCCAUGGAGGCCAGCCUGAACAAUAUAGUGACAUCCUGUCUAAAAAAAAAAAAAAAAAGUGGCUUCCAUAAAAGUGGCUUCAUUGGGUUUAUUAUCAAAUGCUUUUCUGGUAGAUUGAAGUAAUUCGCCGAGCAUGGUGAUGUACUCCUGUAAUUCUAGCACUAGGCAGCACUAGACUAAGGCAGGAGGAUUGUUGCAAGUUAUAAGGUACCAACCUGGGCUACAAAGUAAGCCCAAUGCCAGCCUAAACUGCAUAAUAAGAUCCGGUCUCAAAAAAAUAGAUUGUAGUAAUUCAUCAGACACAGAUUGUCCUACUGGGAUUUUUUAUUUGUGGAUGGCUUCCAAACACCUUGUGGAAUUUGUACAUACGAAGCCAAUGAUGUUAGUGAUAAGAUGCAAAUUCAGUAAUACUUAUCUUCUCAGCAAAAGAACAAGUAUGAGGUCACUAAUUCAACAUUUUCAUGGUAUAAUUUUCAUAUCUUAGAAACAAUUUUGCUAAUGACCAUAAAAAUAAUAAUAACAUAAUUUAGUCACUUGAAAGACUACUUACCCAAAGCAUGGUGACAAUCCCAGCUACUCAGGAGGCCGAGGCAUGAGUAUCAUUUGAGCUCAAGCAUUGGAGAUCAACCUGGAAAUUAUACCAACACCCUGACUCAAAAAAAAAAAAAAUUGUGUGUGUGUGUGUGUGUGUGUGUGUGUGUGUGUGUGUGUAUUUCAAAGUUUACUGUUAAUUAAAAUGAGUGUGUAUGUUUCCAUUCAUUUAAAUUUAUUUAUUGAUAUUUUUGAGUACACCAAAUGAUUAACUGCUUAUAAUGCUAUUAUAAAUGGAACAUUGUAAUGUGAGACUAAGAGGAGUUAGAAUUUAGCUGAGAUCAAAAGCUUUUACUGAUUAAAAUACAAACUCUUAAUACUUCUCCCAGUUUUUUAAAAUCUGAUUUUGGUAAUUUGUUUCAACUUAAGGUGUUUUCAAAUUAAAGGUUCUCUGAUAGGGUCCUACCUAGUCAACUUUAAAAUGCUGGUUUUGAUGUUCUUUCUUUUGGUAACAUUUCCCACACUAAAUAAUGUGUUUUAACAUUUAGUGCGCUCAGCAUACAAAUUCAUGGUGGCUACUCUUGUAUUUUGAAGGGAAAAAACCUUAUCAUAACAGACAUAAUUAUUUUGUUCUUCAGAAGCUAACAGAAAUAAAUGGAGACACGCCAGGAGGCACAUUUAACUGAAAAGUACUUUGGCCAAUUGGUCUCUUAUUUAAGGGUUACAAAAAUAAGAUUAUUUCUUCUCUUGGAAAUUUUAUUACUUAGGUAAAUUUUUAGUGACUUCAUUAUAAUGGUUUCUACGCUUCUCCCAAAAUUGUGGUAUGUUACAAUAGAUCUCACUCUUAGAAGAUCUUUUCAGACUGUUCUUUCCUGUCCUGCUUUUUUUGUAACAACUGAUUCGUAAACACUAUCACCAAACAUUUCUGUUUAUCAUUAGCUUCACAUAAGAGAACUUGUUAGAAAACUGCAUGUCUGCUAUGUUCUGUUCAGAUACUCGGCUUUCCUUCCCCCAACUGCCUGAUAAUUUAUACACUUCGUGGGAAAAAAUUAGAAGUAAUCAGAUAUCUGGCCAUUUUCUGUGGGAUUCAUUGCUAUAGAAGAGAAUCCAUUGAAUCAGAACAGCAUUGAGCAUAUCUGACUAAUCUCUUGCCAGUUUUUCUGGGACCCAGACCACAUUUUUGAUGGAGGGUGGCGUGUCUUGAAUAUAUGUGUCACAUAGUUCAGAAUGGUUAGCUGCACAGAGAACUGUCAAAAUAUUUGGAAAUUGUGCUGCUGCUUAAAUAUUUAAGGAAUUCAAAAAAAGUUGUAUAUGUAUCCUUAAAUGUUCCUUUUCAUGUAUUCUACUAGAAUUGACCAUGAAAGAGAGUAUUAAAACUUACUUAUAUCAAACCAUUGACUGUGCAAACUGAUUUGUUGGGUAUUUGUAUAACAACAAAGGUUUUAAAAUUAAGCAAGUUUUUAGACUUACAGAUGUGUAAAUAAUCUUAAUUAGUAUUCUCAUAAGGAAGAUACUGUUAGCUUGGUGCAAUACAUUCUUCAUUCUUUUAAAUUUAAAUGGAUGUAUGUUUUGUUACAUGAAGUGGUGUUUUAAAAAUAAUGUGUGUAUAUGAAGUUAAUGUUUGAUUUGUUUUCUAUAAUAUGAUUGAAAAUACCUGAAAAUUUUGCACUUUUUUAAUACCUUGGAAAUUUAUAUUCUAAACGUUUUUAAGAAUGUAUUUUGUUUGUACAUAAUAAAUUACCUUCAUAUAUAAAAAUGAAAUUGAAUAAAAUAAAAAGAUAAUAUUA